Messenger RNA from Harmonia axyridis, 2472 nucleotides. RefSeq lists its product as uncharacterized. The coding region runs from base 1 to 2472 and encodes 823 amino acids. The record is from RefSeq and is a predicted model, not a curated record. The transcript has 2 exons. NCBI's taxonomy places the organism in Eukaryota, Metazoa, Arthropoda, Insecta, Coleoptera, Coccinellidae.
AUGUGUAUGAGGGAGCUGGAGCAUGUAAAGCUGCAUGAUUUCACAAUUAUUUCCUCCUAUUCCCGUAGGCAUCGUGGUCAUGGUGGUGUGGCGGCCGCUGUUAGAAAUUCUCAUAUUGAUAAAUUUAUACCCAGAAAUGAUAUAAACUCAAAAACAGUGGAAGUGGAAAGUGAAGUUUGUGCAAUCCAGUCCACUCAAUUAAAGACCUUAAUUAUAGCUGUUUAUCGAUCUCCACUUGGUAACUUCAAUAUUUUUCUGGAUGUGAUUGCAAGUAUUUUAGAAUUAAUAAAUGGGUGUGACUUUGGUGUUUUCGUCCUGGGGGAUUUUAAUGUUAAUUUUCUCAGAGAUAGUACUAAUAAAUCUGCGAUCGUGGAUCUUUUUUCCUCAUAUGGGCUCCAUGGUAUUGUGUCGUCUGCUACUAGAGGAAGUGCAUGUUUGGAUAACAUUUUCACAAAUGUUGAUGAAUGUAGUGGUUGCGUGAUUGGUCUGGGUUUCUCUGACCACUUGGGCAUAGAGACUGAAUUUGUUUGUGACGUAGGAACACAGAGAGUUAGUAAUGUGACUGUGUGUAGACCACUUACUAGGAUGGGAAUGGAUACUCUCAAAUAUCUGGUGAGGCAUAUUUGUUGGGAUUUUAUAGAGGAUACUAAUAUUGGUACUGAGAGCAAGUUUGAUAUGUUUAUUACAUUUAUAAAGAAUUGUGUAGAUUUAUCGUUUCCGCCAAAAACAUAUAAGCAUUCUGUUAACUCCUUGCCUAUUUCUUGGUUCAGUAAUGAUCUGAAGAAUAUGCGCGAGAGAUUAAUUUUUUAUAGAGAUCUUGUUGAAGUUUAUAAGACACCUAAUUCGAAGAAAAUAGUAAGUGAAUAUCAAAAAUUAUAUCGACGCGAAAUCAAGAUUGCAAAAAAGCAAUACAAUGACAACUAUAUCCGGAAACACAAUUAUAAUCCAAGAUCUGUAUGGAAUGUUGUCAAAAGUAAUACCAAUCUGUUGAAGAAAAAAAUUACAUGUAAAAAUAAUAUCCCCGCCAAUAAAUUCAACCAAUUUUUCAUUGAUGCACCCAAAGAGAUCAUCACGAAUAUACCACCAUCUAGAAAGUCAUCAGCGGAAUUCAUGAAUAAUUACUGUAGUUCAAUAGGGUCCAAAUUACAUGAUAUACGGUUUAAGUUCUCCCUUGUAUCUGAGGCUUUGGUUAGAGAUAUCAUUUCAAAACUAAAUAAUAAGAAUAGUCGAGACUAUUAUGGAUUCAAUACCAAAAUACUGAAGAGUCUUGUGAAUGAGUUAAUUGGUCCACUUACCAAAUUGAUCAAUUUAUGCUUGAAAAAUAACAUCUUCCCGAAAAUACUUAAGGUAGCAAGAGUUGUUCCUGUUCAUAAAAAGGGUUCAGUGCAGUUGGUCAACAACUAUAGACCAAUAUCGAUUGUACCAUUAUUCUCGAAAGUCUUGGAAAAGGUUAUGCAGCUGCAGUUAACCUCAUAUUUUGAGAACAAUUGCCUCUUUAAUAGCUCCCAAUUCGGUUUCAGAGGCGGCCUCUCUACAACUGCUGCCAUAACAGAGCUUAUGAAAAUAAUUAAUGAAGGUUAUAGUGAUGGUUUAUACGUGGGUGGACUUUUCUGUGACUUGAGCAAGGCUUUUGAUUGCGUGUCUACAGAGCAUCUUAUUUAUAAAUUACAGAGGUAUCGGUUUGAUCAGGGUGCAAUUGACCUUUUGGGCUCCUAUCUGUCUGAUAGGGUGCAGUGUGUUGAUCUCGGGGGAGAUAUUUCUGACUUGUCGAGUGUUGAUUGUGGUGUGCCACAGGGAUCGGUUCUCGGACCGCUUCUUUUUCUCAUCUACGUCAAUGAUCUUGUAAGUUGUGACCCCGAUGCGGACUUUGUUCUUUUUGCUGAUGACACAACUGUGCUCAAAAAGGCUCAGUCUAGAGUGCUUAUACUUCAGAUUUUGAGAGAGUUGUCUUCUGUUGUUUCGGAAUGGUUCAAUAGCAACCAGCUCAGCUUGAAUGAAACGAAGACAGUGUAUAUGUAUUUUUCAAUGAGAGAUCUAGAAGGAAUGAAUUCACUUGAGCCAAUCAAAUUUUUAGGUGUACAUAUGGAGGGUAAUUUGUCAUGGAAUGCUCACAUCGAUAAGGUCUGUAACUCUGUUACGUCAGGUGUUUUUGCAUUACGAUCAUUAACUGAGGUUGUAUCGGAUUCUGUAUUAUUGUCUGUGUAUCGUGGAUUCAUAGAAUCUAGAAUAACAUAUGGUAUUUUGUGCUGGGGUCAUGAUGCAGGUGUGAAACGACUCUUUGGAUUGCAAAGAAAGGCUGUCAGAGUUUUGGGUAGACUUAAUUAUAGAGAUGAAUGCAAACAUGUGUUUCAAUUUUUAUCCAGACCGUCCUGCGAGUAUCGACCGACAGACAGAUACGAAACCAACGUUGUUCCUUACAGUGGCGGACCCAGGAUUUCUUCAAGGGGGGAACACAGUACUGAAUUCAGUUGA